Molecule: messenger RNA, 1074 nt
Organism: Drepanopeziza brunnea f. sp. 'multigermtubi' MB_m1
Lineage: Eukaryota; Fungi; Ascomycota; Leotiomycetes; Helotiales; Drepanopezizaceae
Source: RefSeq, a predicted model, not a curated record
AUGACAAGCACCAUGUUCCAUCACAUCGCCCUCUUUGCCUUCGGCAUCCUACUCUCCACAGCCCAAGGCUGCUACUUCCGCCUGGUCGCCAUCGGCCUCCCCGGAGGUCCCAAGAUCGUCCAGACGGCCAGCCACGUCGGCGCCAUCAUGGUCGGCGCCCACGAGACCGGCUUCAUCUUCCUCGACGAUGCCACGUUCAACCUCAGCGACGACGGCAAGCUCACCAACCGCGACCUCACCUGCCCCAUGGACUACGACGGCGGCCUCCAAUGCACAAGCGGCGCGGAAUUCGGCAUCAAGUUCGGGCUGACGAGCGACGGCACAUUUCUGCACGACGGGCGCGAGGGCUGGCUGGCGUGCCCAACCAAUUGGUCGUUUGGUGGCUACCACGUCAACAGCGACUUGAGGGCGGAUAGAACCGGGUGUUUGAGCAUCAUCCUGAAGAUGGACUGGCAGUAUUGCGACACGGCCAAGAAAGAACGCGCGAUCGCGGCAGCACCAUCGCCGUCGCCGCCAGAAUCAUGUCAAAAUGUUGCUGCGAAGGAGCCAGCGACAGCAACAUGCCCCACCGACAUCUCGCCCGGUCCCUUUGAGUUUCCGCAUCUCAUCGUAACAACUUCACCCGUAGCACCCAGCCAAUCCUUCGGCAGUUCCUCCCUAGCCACCAUCUCCGCCACCAAUACCACACUCUUCAACUUUGACAUCCCGUCUUCCUACACCGGGUCCUGCUCAUUGCUCUUCCUCUUCCCGUACAUGUCAGAAAUGAGCCCGUCGGCUGGGGCUUACAAGUACUCAGGCCAGGAGCAAGUCGUGUACCAGAACGGUGGACUGAAUUUUGCAUUGCUGGCUGGGAUUGCGAAUGCUGAAACGACGUUCACGUCGACUCCGCCGGUCAAGGCAGACUACGGCAAGGUCGCGAUCCUGCCAGGAAAUAGGUAUACGGUGGCGACCUUCCCGUGCCAGAGCGGGAUGCCGAUUACCAUUCAGGUGAGCAGUGUCAAUAAUACAAGCUUGAGAUAUUCCCAGAAUAGCGCGAGGUCACCUGUUGGGCUUUAUGUUGUGCCUUGUGCUUAA